Molecule: messenger RNA, 24345 nt
Organism: Scleropages formosus (Asian bonytongue)
Lineage: Eukaryota; Metazoa; Chordata; Actinopteri; Osteoglossiformes; Osteoglossidae
Gene: dst
Product: dystonin
Exons: 103
Coding region: 453-23474 (7673 amino acids)
Biological process (GO): wound healing; intermediate filament bundle assembly
Cellular component (GO): keratin filament; cytoplasm; cytoskeleton
Molecular function (GO): keratin filament binding; microtubule binding; structural molecule activity
Source: RefSeq, a predicted model, not a curated record
AUUCUUCUGCAGACAGCCUUGUUUUUACCUGCUUUAGUUUAAUGCGUUUAUUGUAACAUCCAGUAAGUAGUGUUUGAUUGGGGAUUCUGGGAAUGAAUCAAACAUGGGGGGACAUGAUGAAUACGUAGCCGGGGGGGAGCGAGACCUUUAAAUUCCUCUCUCUGCAGCAGCUUUGCUGAGCUCAGAUGCAGAUGCAGAUCCCAUGCUAUAAAAAAAACCAGACCAGAGCCCGGUGUGUGAUGCUGAGUCAUGGAUUGUUGCCUUACAUCAUUGAAAUCAAUAGAGCUCAAGGCUGCUCUCCAGCCCGGCUCCGGAUGCUCCGCCGGACCGCCGUCCUCUGUUCAUGUGGACAUGUAAUUUCACUUAUUCGGAUGUGAUCCGCGAUACAUUAUUAUAUAAAGACUCCGGCAGCAGCAUCAGCGUCCGCGGUCCUCCCGCAUCCCCGUCCUACGAUGAUCGCUGCGGCGUUCCUGGUCCUGCUCCGACCCUACAGCAUCCAGUGCGUCCUUUUACUCUUACUGCUCCUGCUCGGAACCAUCGCCACGAUUUUGUUUUUCUGCUGCUGGCACCGCAGGCUCCGCAGCGGCAAGCAUCCCAUCAAGUCGGUGCUGUCGGGACGCUCGAGGAGCCGCGAAGUUGGUCUCCGGACGUAUCACUUCAGGUCAGAGGGCUACAGGCACAGCCCUCGCCAUGCCAGGCGGAGUACUCGGGUUCGAGUUCCCGAAGAAAACAAAGCUCUAGUGGAGAUCCCCGAGAGCGACCAGGACACCUCGGUGGUGAGGAAGCGCAAGGUGAAGAAGAGGGUCCAGCCAGAAUUCUACCAGUCUGUGCAAGUGACCCCGACACGCAAACCCAGCUCCGGGUCCGGGAACGCGUCGCUGCGCUGCUCCAUGUCCUCCUCGGCCGACCUGUCGGAUGACGGCGACGAUGCGAGCUUCAAGUCGGGCUCUAUGUCGCCGGCGCCCGGGGACACGCUGCCGUGGAACCUGCCGAGGCACGAGCGCUGCAAGCGCAAGAUCCACGGCGGAUCCGUGCUGGACCCGGCCGAAAGGGCAGUGCUGCGGAUCGCCGAUGAAAGAGACAGAGUACAAAAAAAGACAUUCACAAAAUGGAUAAACCAGCAUCUCUUAAAGGUACGGAAGCACGUGAACGACCUGUACGAAGACCUCCGAGAUGGACACAACUUGAUCUCGCUGCUGGAGGUCCUGUCGGGAGAAUCACUGCCACGCGAAAAAGGCCGGAUGCGCUUCCACAGGCUCCAGAACGUUCAGAUAGCGCUGGACUACUUGAAAAGACGCCAGGUUAAACUUGUCAACAUAAGGAAUGAUGACAUCACAGAUGGGAACCCAAAACUGACCCUGGGCUUAAUAUGGACCAUAAUUCUGCACUUUCAGAUCUCGGACAUCCAUGUCCCCGGGGGGUCGGAGGACAUGACUGCCAAGGAGAGGCUCCUGCUCUGGUCACAGCAGAUGACCGAGGGCUAUGUGGGAGUCCGCUGCGAAAACUUCACUACCUCCUGGAGAGACGGAAGGCUGUUCAGUGCCAUCAUUCACAAAUACAGGCCAGACCUGGUGGACAUGAGCAAAGUGUCCACACAGAGCAGCCGCUCGAACCUGGAACACGCCUUCUGUGUGGCGGAGAAGCUGGGCGUCGCCAGAUUGCUGGACCCUGAAGACGUGGACGUGCAGUCUCCGGAUGAGAAGUCCGUCAUCACAUACGUCUCGACGCUGUACGACGCGUUCCCCAAAGUGCCGGAGGGGGGCGAGGGCAUCGGCGCUAACGAUAUUGACAUCAAAUGGGUCGAAUAUCAAAAUAUGGUCAAUUACCUGAGCCAAUGGAUCAAGCAUCAUGUAGCAGUCAUGUCAAACAGAACGUUCCCCAACAAUCCAGCAGAACUCAAGGCGCUGUAUACUCAGUAUUUGCAAUUUAAGGAGACCGAAAUUCCCCUAAAGGAGAAUGAGAAGUCCAAAAUCAAGCACCUUUAUAAAAUGUUAGAGGUGUGGAUUGAGUUUGGCCGCAUACAGCUGCCUCCUGGCUACCACCCCAACGAUGUGGAGAAGGAGUGGGGCAAGCUCAUCGUGGCCAUGCUGGAGCGCGAGAAGAGCCUGAGGCCCGAGGUUGAAAGGAUGGACAUGCUGCAGCAGAUUGCAAACAGGGUUCAGCGGGAUUGUGUGGCUGGGGAGGACAAGCUGGCGUUGGCGCGAAACGCCUUGCAGUCUGAUGCGAAAAGACUGGAAUCCGGAAUCCAGUUCCAGAACGAAGCUGAAAUCGCUGGGUACCUUCUUGAGUGUGAGAACCUCUUGAGACAGCAGGUCGUAGACAUUCAGAUUCUCCUGGAUGGGAAGUUCUAUUUGGCAGACCAACUUGUUCAACGGGUAUCUCAACUCCGGGACGCUCUGCUCAACCUCAGGACCGAGUGCUCUUCGGUCUAUAGCAAGGGACGCACCCUGACCACAGAGCAGACCAAGAUGAUGAUCUCGGGGAUAACGCAGAGCUUGAACUCUGGCUUCUCCACGAACUUGAACACGGGUCUGACCCCUUCAUUGACCCCCUCACUGACCCCCGGGGGUCUGGUGACCUCUGGCACCACAUUCACCUCCAGCCUGACGCCGUGCCUCACCCCAUCACUCACGCCAUCGCUCACCCCAUCCCUCACCCCAUCGCUGCAGCCCAUGGUCAUUCAGACCGUGGACUCCAGCACCCUGCAGCACCUGAAGAGCCUGCAGAUCCGCAAGCCCCUGGGCAAGUCCUCUCUGUUGGACCCCAACUUGAGUGAGGAGGAAGUCAACAUGAAGUUCGUACAGGACCUCCUGAACUGGGUGGAGGAGAUGCAGGUGCAACUGGAUCAGGCAGAGUGGGGCUCAGAUUUGCCGAGUGUCGAGUCACAUUUGGAGAACCACAAAAGCGUGCACCGAGCGAUCGAGGAAUUUCAAAUGAGCCUUAAAGAAGCCAAAAUAAGUGAGAUCCAGAUGACCCAGCCGCUGAAGCUCAGCUACUCAGAGAAGCUGAGCAAGUUGGAAAACCAGUACGGGCGACUGCUGAACUCAUCAAGGAAUCGUCAGAAACAUCUGGAGAGCCUCUACGACUUUGUGUCGAGUGCCACCCAGGAGCUCAUCUGGCUCAACGAGAAGGAGGAGGAGGAGGUCGCCUUCGACUGGAGCGAGCGCAACAGCAACGUGUCCAAGAAGAGGGAGUACCAUGCCGAGCUGAUGAGGGAGCUGGAUGAGAAAGAGACAGCGAUCAAGUCUGUGCAGGAGAAGGCCGAGAUGCUGCUUCUGGAGAACCAUCCUGCCAGAUUAACCAUCGAAGCGUACCGGGCAGCAAUGCAGACCCAGUGGAGCUGGAUACUGCAGCUGUGCACCUGUGUGGAGCAGCACCUGAAAGAGAACAGUCAAUAUUUUGAGUUUUUCACCGAUGCCAAAGAGUCCAUGGAUUAUCUGAAGAACCUCCAAGACGCCAUCCAAAGAAAAUACGGCUGUGACCGAACAAGUAGCUUACACAGACUUGAAGAUCUGGUUCAGGAAUCUAUGGAUGAGAAGGAGCAGCUCCUUCAGUACCGCGGCACUGUGGCCGGACUGGUGGGCCGGGCCAAGACCAUUAUCCAGCUGAAACCCCGCAACCCUGAGAGCCCUGUCCGCACGUCCAUCCCCAUCAAAGCCAUCUGCGACUACAGACAGAUUGAGAUUACAAUAUACAAAGACGAUGAGUGUGUCCUAGCCAACAACUCGCACAGGGCUAAGUGGAAGGUGAUCAGCCCCACCGGGAACGAGGCCAUGGUGCCGGCCGUCUGCUUCUCCAUUCCUCCGCCGAACAAGGAGGCAGUGGACAUGGCUAGCAGGAUAGAACAGCUGUAUCAGAACGUCCUGGCGCUGUGGCACCGUUCCCACAUCAACAUGAAAAGCGUUGUCUCCUGGCACUACCUGAUGGCCGACAUCCAAGCCAUCCGCAAAAGCAACGUCGCCUCCAUCAAGACCAUGCUGCCAGGCGAGCAUCAGCAGGUCCUCAGCAACCUGCAGUCCCAUUUAGAGACCUUCUUGGAGGACAGCGAGGAGUCUGAGGUCUUCACUGUGGUGGACCGCACCCAGCUGGAGAGGGAGGUGCUGUCCUGCAGGGAGUACUACGAGGAGCUGCUGAAGUCAGCAGAGAGAGAGGAACAUGAGGAGUCGGUGUACAAUAUCUUCAUCUCAGAGAUGCGGAACUUCCGCAUGCGCCUGGAGGGCCAGGAGGAGCACCUGAUCCGCCAGAUCCGCACCCCGCUGGACCGGGACGACCUGCAGAAGAGUGUGAUGCGAAUCGCGGAGCAAGAGAGAGCAAAGAAAGAGCUGGACCGGCUGAAGGAGGAGCUGGAGGCCAUGCAGGAGAAGUGCGAGAUGUUCAUAAGCCAGGCGUCAGCCUCGCCCUCUGUGCCCAACCUCUCCUCUGAGCUCAGUAUUCUCAUUCAGAGCAUGAGCCAGGUCUACUCCAUGUCCUCCAUCUACCUGGAGAAACUGAAGACUGUGAGCUUGGUGGUGAAACACAGCCAAGAGGCAGAGGCCUUGGUGAAGCUCUACGAGGCCAAACUCUGUGAAGAGGAUGCAGUCAAUGCUGACGCCAAGACGAUUGAAGCGGUCAUGAGCACACUCAAGCAAUGGCGCACAGAGAUCGAUGAGAAGCGGGAGGUCUUCCAUGAAUUGGAAGAUGAGCUGCAAAAGGCCAGAGCCAUCAGUGACCGCAUGUUCAAGACGCACAACGAACGUGACUUUGACCUGGACUGGCAUAAGGAGAAAGCUGACCAACUUAGUGAGAGAUGGCUGAAUCUGCAUUCCCAGAUUGAGAACAGACUUCGAGAUCUGGAGGGCAUCAACAAGUCCCUGAAAUACUACAGAGACACGUACCACACCCUAGAGGAGUGGAUCAACGAGGUGGAGGCCACACAGUUGAAAGCACAGCAGAACCAGCUGGAGGACAGCAAGGCACUCGCCGAGCUCCUCAACCAGCAGAAGAUCCUUGUCUCAGAAAUUGAACAGAAACAAUGCAAGAUUGAUGAGUGCCAGAAGUAUUCAGAGCAGUACUCCGCUGCCGUCAAGGACUAUGAGCUCCAGCUGAUGACAUACAGAGCGAUGGUGGACUCCCAACACAAGUCGCCUGUGAAGAGACGGAGGAUGCAGAGCUCAUCAGAUGCCAUCAUACAGGAGUUCAUGGACCUCCGGACGCGUUACACCGCCCUGGUUACACUCAUGACACAAUAUGUGAAGUUCGCCAGCGAGACCUUGAAGAGGACAGAGGAGGAAGAGAAAUCUGUUGAGGAAGAGAAGAGAGAGCAUGGUGACAAGGUUAGCAAGUUAUUAAACUGGAUGUCCAGUGUGAAAACACACCUUAGCAAAGAAGAUGGUAAACCCAGCACAGACACGUCUAGUCAGCCCCAGGUUUCGAUGGAAGAGUUGGCCACAAAGAAAGAGCAGAUUGCGGAAGCACUACGGAGCACGCAGUUGAUGCUAACGAAGCACAGUGACAAAAUGACUGAGGAGGAGAGACAGGAGACCAAGGAACAACUCAAGGCUCUUCAUCAGGCCUACAGUGACCUGUCUCAACAGCGCAUUCAGCAAAGCUCCACAGCCGAGCCGGAUUUUCAGAACGUUGAAGGAAUUUUGGAUGUGGAAAGUGGAUCAGUCUUUUCACUCUGUCGCUCAGUGCAGAGUGGUCUUAUAGACCAGUCUACUGGGAUCAGUCUUCUUGAAGCACAGCUUAUAACAUCUGGACUGAUUAUACCAGAAUUCAGAAUGUGUCUGGACUUGGAAGAAGCUUACAAGCACAAUCUGGUGGAUGAGCCCACUUACCAGCAGUUGCAGGAUUUAAAUGAGGCAAACAACUGUAUCUUAAAUGGCUUGUAUGCUUUGGAACCUUUGCCCAUCAUAGCUGCAGUGAGAGAUGGUGUUAUUUCAGAACAGAUGGCCCUUAAGAUGAUCGAAAUCCAACUGGCGACAGGUGGGUUGCGAGUAACGUACACAGGGGAUGUCCUGAAUCUGGAAAAGGCUUUUCAGUAUGGACUGAUCCCCGCCUCACUGUUUGUCAAGAUCCUAGAGAGGCAAAACAACUGGAAGGAUUUGAUUGACCCCAACACAGCAGAAAAGGUUUCACUCAUCCAGCUUGUGCAGAGAAGCCUCAUUCAUGAAGAAACAGGCCUUCGACUGCUACCAGUGAAAAAAGGAAGAAAUGGAACCAUAUCCCUAAAGUCUGGUAGAGAGAUCAGCAUCCUGAGGGCUGUCCACGAAGGCUUCAUUGAUCGUGAAACCAUGCUGCGGCUUUUGGGAGCUCAGCUAUUUGCUGGUGGCAUCGUCGACCCUAAAACGGGUUGCAAGUUUACCAUUGAGGAAGCCUUGACAGAGGGUUUGAUUGAUCAAGACACCGCAAGUGGGAUACUUAGCCUUCAAGCCCAAAGCGGAGGCAUAGUCCAUCCUCACAAUGGCAAAAGGCUUACAGUCGAUGAAGCCGUUCAAUGUAAUUUAAUGAGUUCUAGCAGUGCACUCUUAGUCCUGGAAAAACAAAGGAGUUUUAUGGGUCUCAUAUGGCCACAUUCUGGUGAAAUUUUGACUGUAUCAUCCUCUCUGCAGCAUGAAAUAAUAACCAAUCAGCUUGCUUUCAGACUGCUGAAUAACAGGCAAAAAAUAGCAGCCUUUUACAUACCUGAAAACUCAGAAGUUGUUGGUGUUGAUGCUGCCACAGAGUCUGGACUUAUAGACAAGUUAACUUCUGAUGUGUUGAAAACAAUUGAAAUACCGGAUGUGUUCCCAGAUAUUGAUGAAUUGAAUGAUAAGUUUUCCACAUGGCUUUCUCUGCGGGACCUCCAAAUUGAAGGUUGUCAUCAAAGCACAGUAGAUCUAGAGAUCGAUGGGAAAAGCAUAGUUACUCCUUCACCUGCAGAAGCAAAGCAGUUGUUUAUUUCUUACCUUAUGAUGAACAGCUACAUGGAUCCCAAAUCAGGACAACGGCUUUUCAUAUUUGAUGGCCAAUUAAAUAAAAUGGCCAAACUUUUCAUAGAUAACAUUGUGGAUACAGGUCAAGAACUUCAUCAGAAUGCCAAUCAAAAUACUGAUGUCUCAGACUCGAAUGCCACUUUGGGAAAGGAUAUCAAUGAGAAAAUAAAUGAUGAAAGUCCAGAUGGUAAUGGUAGCUAUACUACAGUUAAACAACGCUUACACUUUAACAAAGAGAUGCAGAAGCUGCUGGAGAAACAGUGGACCCCAGAUGUACAUGAGGUUAUUCUGAAAGAGGGUGAGACUAGAUGCUGUGAAGAUGAGAGAGGAGUACAGUUAAAAAGUGACUAUGAAAUGAAUGACAAAACCAUCCACAAUGCGCAAGAUUUCCAAAGAUGUGAGAUUUCAUCUGAAAUCAGCCUUCAAACCCAAAAACAGACCAUCAGUCCCAUUGAGCCAAUCAUCUCUGAAGCUGAAUGUAGACCUUUCAAUGCUUCAGACAGCUUAGGUAGAGAUUCCAAACAAUACAAUAUUUUAAGAGAUGCUGUCAAAAUUGAGGAUAAAAGAUUGAGUCCUACAGCAUCCAGUUCGGAAUUAUACUAUGAUACAAACACAAGCUCAUUUUCUACUGAAACAAUCGCAGGAGCACAUUCCACUGGAUCUCCAGUUAAUCGGUCAAAGGAGGAGAACAGCACUGUGUCUGCAACAUUGCCAGCUGAGUCACAUUCAGCAGCUGAAAACCCCCCAGAAUGGCCAUAUUGUGAGGGAGUUUGGCAGGAGAAAGGAGAGAGAGAAUAUGCUAUUCAUCUUUUGAAAGCUCAAGUGGAAGAAGGAGGAAUUUUAGAUGUCACAUCUGGAAAGCGAUACAGUUUGAAUGCUGCCCUCAGCAAAGGAUUAGUUGAUGAAGAGACCACUUUAGAGGUUUUAGCGUUACAGUUCCAAAAUGAAAGCGUCAUUGGUAAUCAAACCCGCAGCAUUGAAAUUCUCAAAGAAGCUGUAGCAAAGGGCUCAAUAUCUUCACAAGUAGCACUGCAGAUUAUGGAACAGCAGAAAAUUCUUGAGGGCUUCUGUGAUCCACAGUCUGGAAAGUCCGUAAGUAUUAGUGAGGCUUUGGAGCAAGGCCUUAUUUCUGAUGACUUAGCAGAAAAAUUUUUCAAAUCAGACAAAGCAAUAGAAAAUACUCCUGAAGAGCAAAGUUCAGCCCUACUGGAAGGCCCAGUUGCUACUCGUGUACAAGAAAAGUGGGAUGUUUUAGCUGGUCAUGUAAGUAAAGAAUAUGCAGAUGCAAAGAUGUCAACAAAGACUGUAAAUACAGAGCAAAUAUGUGGAAUAGGUGCACAGGCUGAAGGGGUGUAUAGGGAAGAUAUAGAGUAUAUAUCCGUCGACACAAAACCAAUGAAGUACGCUUCUGAAGGGUCAUUACAUUCAGACGCUGUGAGUAAAGGACUUGAAGUUAGAUCGGCGAUUCCCUCUGUUUGCUCCAAUGAGGACUUCGGGCCAACUGAAAAUUCUGGUUUGAAAGGCCUUACUGGAGAGAAUGCAACUGAUCAUGCUGUCAUUCAAAGUCCCAUCCAUAUGAAGGAAGCAUCUCGUAGCAGUUUGAAUGGUUUUGGUGGGAGUGUUGGAGGAGCAACCAAAGAGUCAAAUGAUACAUUAAAUCAUGUGGAGCUAGGAGGCUCAUCAGGAAGUUGUAUAUUGCUUAGUAACCCCGUUCCUGAGCACCUCUCUGUCAGUGCAGAUGAUAGAAAAAGUGAAAAAGAAUAUAAUGACUACGAUGCAAAUCAGAAAGUAAAUCUGUAUCCGGGUAGUUCUUCACUUGUCUUCAGCGAUAACAGCAAUACCUUGACUGAGAGCGUUCAGAAUGCUGAUGGUCACAACAUCACUGGAAAAAAUGUAUCUGAAGUGGACUGCCAUACAUCAACAUUAAUAAGUUCAGACAAUGUUUUGAAGCGUGCAGUGUCAGAUGAUGUUCCAUGUAAUAUUUCAACAUCAGUAAAUUCAGUGGCUUUUUUGAAUAAUGCCGUAUCGAAUGAUGCUGUUCCGGUCGAUCUCCAGAAUGAAACUGUGCUCUUGAACCCUAAAAGGUCUGAUUUUUCACCCAGAAGUAUAAUGCUUCAACAACCCAUUUUAAUGGAUGAUGGAGAAACUGAUGAUGUUUCCUCUUGUUAUGAUGUUUAUCCCACUGAGAGUGAGGAGCAUAAGCAAGGGGAGGUGAGUAAGGAGGAAUGUUAUGCUCAAGGUGACCAAUCGAAUGGCGAAAAGGAUGAAAAAUGUCCUGAAUCACUAAAAGUAACUUUGGGAGGAAGUAUAAAUAUGACUUCAACACAGAUCACCAAAGUGCCCAAUUCCACUGUAAACAGCUUAAUGAAAACAGAAAUGUACAAAGCCUCAGAUGGACAUUUAAUGUGGAGUGAGAUUUCACAGCUUCAUUUGGAAGAAGAUGUACAGAAGGAACCACCUCCAAAAAUACAGUCUUCAGAAUUUUUGGCCAAUUUGCCCAAUACUCCCCACAAGGAUAUAAGCACAAUAGGUAACCAUGGGCACAGUGAUCAUGAGAUGCCACGUGUUCCUCAUUCAAUGUCCACAGGCAUGUCCACACCAUGUCCAGAACACACCUCUGAGAAGGAAAGCUCAGGAAGUGCUGUCAAUGUAAUGUGCAUCACUGAAAACCCAAUGAAUGUUGCUGUUGAAUCUGUCUAUGAAGUAGAAGGAUGUGGCACAAAUGACUCCAGAGAAGAUUAUGGCUGUCAGAACAAGUUACUAACUGAAGGAGCCCAGGCAAUAGUUGAUGCUGUUUCGCAUGUGGAAAAUCAUGCAUCGAAGAAAAGUUGUGGAGAUUCCCAGGGUCCAGCAAUGCCCACCCACCACGUUCUUAAUUUGGGAGUUGAAACAAAGCUUGAAAGAAUCUCUCAGAGUAGAGGGAUUGAUGAUGAACAAAAUUCAAGUGGGACAGAUGAGUUACCAGUUCAGUGUCACCGUUCAGUGUCAAGUGUCAUUUUAGAGCAAAUGGAAGGAAACCUUUUGAAGGAAAGUUUAGUAAGAAAGAGCACCGAAUGCUGCCCCCAGUCAAAUCCAGACAUCAGCCAUGAACAGAAAACAAGCUGUGCUGAUGAUCAAAGGCUUGAUUCUGUGAAGUGGAGCGAUCUAGAUUUUGACAGUGCCCGGUUGGAGUCUAAUGCUUCAAAUUCUAGGGCCAUACUGACUGAUAACAUCACACCACCGUCUGAAGAGAUGAUGAAGAGUAGCCAUUGUGAGCAAGUUCAGAGAAACUUAGAGGUUGUGAAAGUUAAUGAAAUUGAGAAAUUUGAGUCCCAGACCAUUGGAGAUGUCAGAAUAGUCCAGAAUACCCCUGAAAUCAUCCCCAAGACCCCCAGAAGCCCAAAUAGUUUAGGUACCAUUUAUGAAGAAGGAGAAUCUGUCUCAAGUAAAACUGCAGGCUUACUCAGUGACUUUUCGAAACAGGAAGUUCCAUACUCAUGUGAUCCAAAGCAGUUUGGAGAUCUGGAAGAGCCCCUCAACGAAGGAUUAUUUCAAGGGGCAUCUUCCAAUGUCAAGGAGCAGCUCACAUCUCAGCUGCUGCAGGUCAUUCAGUCGGUGUCAUCGGGUGCAGAAACAGCCAUGCUGAAGGACAUCAUUGGGAAACUUACUCACGCCCUGGAGAACCCUUGUGAUGAGGAUGACCGCAGCAAGAUGCACAGUGAUGAGACUGGAAAUCAACCCGCUGAAGAGGAUGCUGGGCCAAGUCAGGGAAUCGGCCUCUCCACGGCCUCCCCUGGGCAUCUGCUCACCCAUGGUUCGGCAGCGAGCACAGAGGGUGAUGACGACAACACAAAAAUCAAGUCCAGUAUGCAGUCCUCCACUCAGAACUAUUUAGAGUGUGUGGGGAGACUUCAGGAUCAUUCAGAUGCUUUGGAGGAGAUUAAAAAUGAGUUGGAGGCACAAGGUCUAUUAAGCAGCAGCAUGGAAGGUUUACACACUCAGCUGGAGGAAACUAAGUCGCUAGAGUCGCAACUUUCCGCCCUGGCUGCCUUUCUAACCAGCGAUCUGGUGGCUGCGGAGCAACUCCUGUGGUCUGCUAACAGACACAUCCCCACGCAAAUCUGCCAAGACCUGGCCACGGCUUUUAGAGACGUGCAGCUCACGUUUUCCGAAGUUCGCGCAAUGUCUUCUGAAAGGGAGAGUGUUAUAAGACAGGCCAUUGACAGAGAAAAGUUGCACUUGGAUUCCUCAUUCCACGACCUCCUAAGCUCCCUUCAGAACAUCUCCGCUUUUAUUGAUGACACUUCCGAUGUUGCCUCCAAACUUGGUAUUGCAAACACGGAUGACUUGGACACAGUGAAGGACCAAAUUGAGCAAAAUGAGGAUGUGGAGAGAAGUUUGUCGGGCACUCGGCAGCAGCUGGAGGACGCAGCAUUUGAGGUCCAGAACUUUAUAUCGGAGAACGCCCAAGUCCUCAGCCCGUCACAGAGUAGGAGUCUCCUGAAGACUCUCAGUGCUACUCAGAGGGCCUUCAAGGAUCUUACAGAGGAGGUUUCUACUCAGCGGAACACCCUCAAGCUCCAACUGGAGAUCAGGGUGGACCAGAAUGAGCAGAAGAGCGUCGUGGAGAAGCAGAGGGAGUACGCAGAAAAGCUCCAGGAGGUGUGCGACAGCCUGACCCAGACCGAGAACAAGCUCAUUGGACACCAGCAGAUGGCCCUGAGCAGAGACAGCAUGGGGGACCUGCAGCAGUAUCAGCAGGAGCAUCAGGCCCUGCAAAAGGAUGUCCAGGCCAACGCCGCUGCCUUGGCGGAGGUCGUCACCAGCACCAAGAAGUUCCUGGAGGACAACCGGAGCAGGCUGAGCCCGGAGCAGAUCGCCACCAUCGAGAGCAAGCUGGAGGAAGCCAAGGCCAAGUAUAAGCUGCUAAACCAGAGAGCCGAGGACUCGAGAAAAGACCUGGAGAAGGUUGUGACGACCGCCAUUAAACAGGAGACCGAGAAGGUUGCUGCUGUGGAGCAGAUAGAAGAGAGCAAAACCAAAAUCGAGGGUCUUCUGGACUGGAUAUCCAACAUCGGGAAGGACAAGGAGAAGGAAGGGAGUGGCAAGGAUGAGCUCACCAAGCAGAACGGCAACGUGGCGCUGGAAACUGCGGAGAAGAGCUUGCUCAGGUGCGAGGACGACGCCAAUGGGAACAUCUCCGUUACGGACAGGAAAGGAGACGACACUCAAGAGCUGGACUUGGACAAGCAGUGUGACCGGGUCAAGGCCCAUUACCAGGAGAUCCUGUCCCAGCAGCAGGACCUCAUUAUUGCCACCCAGUCAGCGCAAGCCGUGCUGGACAAGCAGGCCCAAGUGCUGUCCCCGCAGGAGAAGGAGAAGCUCCAGCGGGACAUCCAGGAGCUGCGCGACCGCUACGAGGCCUCCCUGGCCCAGGCCGAGCUGCAGGUGAAACAGGUGCAGUCCGUGCAGGAGGAGCUGCGCAAGUUCCAGGGCGACUGCUGCGAGUUUGAGGGCUGGCUGGACGAGGCCGAGGCCGAAGUGUCGGGGCUGGGGUCGCCGACGGACCGGCCGGACGUCCUGGCCGACAAGCUGCAGCGGCAGAGGAGUUUCUCCGAGGACGUGAUCUCGCACAAGGGCGACCUGCGCUUCAUCACCAUCUCGGGGCAGCGCGUGUUGGACGCGGCCGAGGCCUGCGGUCGCGCGGACGCCAACGGGAGGGACGGCCAGCUGGGCGUGGAUACCUCGAGGACCUGCGCGUCCGUGAAGGAGCGGCUGGAGGCGGCUGCCGUCCGCUACAAAGCGGUCCAUUCCGAGUGCAACCAGCUGGGCAGCAAGCUCAAAGACGUGGUGGACAAAUACAAGAAGUACGAGGACACGGCCGGCAGCCUCCUGAAGUGGCUCGACGGCUCGGAGGAGGAGGCGAGGAGGCAGCAGUCGGACCCAAUCGCCGCAGAUCCCCAGACUCUGCAGAAACAGCUGGAGGAGACAAAGGCCCUGCAAGGACAGACAUCGGGACGCCAGGGUGCCGUGGAGACGCUCCGCAAGGUGGCCGACGCCCUGCUCACGGCCGAAGGGGACCUGCUGACCAACCAGGACGAGAUCCAGGAAACAGUUGACGACAUCGCCGAGAGGUAUGAUAACCUGGCCAAAUCGGUGAGCGACCGCAACGAGAGGCUGCAAGUCACUCUGACGCGUUCGCUCAGCGUUCAGGACAGGCUGGACGAGAUGAUGCACUGGAUGGAGGGUGUGGAGAAGAGCCUGGAGAAACACGACCCAGUGCCUUUGAACUCGGGCGCCGUCGGAGACCUGCUCAGCAAGGAAGCGGCCCUGGAACAGGACAUUACAAGCCGUCAGAGCAGCAUCUCGGCCAUGAAGGCCAAGGUGAAGAAGUUCAUAGAAACUGCGGAGCCAUCCGCGGCGGCGGCGCUUCAGUCCAGGAUGGACGCCCUGUCACAGCGCUUCUCCGACGCCAGCGCCCAGCACAAAGAGAAGGUGAAAAAACUGGAGCAGCUUAGGGACAAGGUGGAGCUGUUCGAGAAGACUUCAGAGAAGGUGCAGCAGUUUGUGGCCAAGCGCUCGCAAGAUCUGUCCGAGACAGAAGGACCCGGGACGAAUGUGAACGAACUCUCCCAGAUGAUGCAGGACACUAACGCUGAGUUACGGGAACACACCAAGGACAUGGAGAUGCUGCAGAAGCUGUCCGGCGAGCUGUCUGAGAUGGGUCCGGAGGACAGCAAAGCUCAGAUUCGGGGCAAGAUGGAGAGCCUGUCUAACAGCUUCAAGACCUUCAAAGACACUGUGAAAGAGAAGGAGGAAGAGGUUUCUUCUUGCCAAGAUCAGCUCGCUGAGUUCAAGUUGGCCUCAGGAGCCCUCAGGAAGUGGAUUGACGAGUCAACGGAGAAAGUACCGGUCAUCCAGCCCUCCUGCAGCGAGGAGGGCAUGGCCAGGGACCUCCAGAGAGUCAGUGCCUUACUCGAAGAAUGGACUUCCAAGGCGUCCGCUGUGCAAGAUAUAAAUAGUAAAGGAUCUGCUCUUUGCAGCCUUAUCAGUGUUCUGACAUCUCCAGCCAAAACCAAGAACAAGUCAGGCUCUGCUGUUAUAAAUGGCUCUGGGUCUGGGACUCAUGCCUAUCUGACCAACAAAGAGCUGAUGACUGUCCAGCAAAACAUUUCGUACAUCAAUGACGGUUAUGAGAAGCUUGGUGACCUUCUGCGGGGCAGGGCCAGCGAGCUGAACAGUGCGAUGCUGAGGGUUCGAGAAGCCCGGGCGGAUGCUGACUCUCUGAUCAGCUGGUUGGAUGACAUGAAGAAGACUGCGGCAGGAUGGGAUGCGGUGUCCACUGAGGCCAACUCCAUGAAAACCCAAGUGGAGCAGCAUAAGGCUUUUGAAGAAGAUAUGAAACAAAAGGAGGAGAAGUUUCAGCAGCUACGAGAGAAGCUCCUGAAACUGAUCCAGGAUUAUCCUGAUUCUCCCGAAGUUGGAAAGUGGAAGCAGAUUCUGAACCAGAUAGAUGAAGCCUGGAAGGACGUCAGAAAGUCGGUGGAGGACAGGAAGCAGCGGUUGGAAGAGUCCUCGCGCCAUCUGGAACAGUUCCGGACAGCUGAGGAGCAGCUCUGCCAGUGGCUUUCGGAGAAGGAGCUCAUGAUCAGUGUGUUGGGGCCCCUCUCUGUGGACCCCAACAUGCUCAACACACAGAAGCAGCAAGUCCAGAUUCUGCUGAAUGAGUUUAACGGCCGGAAGCCACAGUACGAGCAGCUGAAUGAUGCCGCUACCGCCAUUAUGAGUUCUCCCAAUGAGAAGGACCCAUCAUAUGAUGUGGUGAGGGAUCGACUGGCUGCCGUGACCCAGAAGUGGCAGGUCCUCACUGGCCAGCUGGACCAACGGUCCGAGCGCAUCGACCAGGCGUUGGACAAGACCAUGGCAUUUCAUGGCCUUCUCAAGAGUCUCAGUGACAGUGUGGCCAACCUGGAUACUCAGCUCCAGAGCCAGCAGGGUCUCAGCAGCCAGCCAGAUGCCGUCAAGAAGCAGCUGGAAGCGGCCAACGCCGUCUCAGCCCAGCUGCGGGAGGAGAGGAAGAGGGUCAAAGAGGCCGAGGCCUUGUGCUCAGAUCUCGCUGCUUUGGUUGGCGAGGACUAUCUGAAGGCUGACCUAAAUCGGCAGCUGGAAGGUGUCACCAAACCAUUCAGGCAGCUUGAGGAGAAAGCAGGGAAGAGGAUACAGCAACUCAACUCAGCCUUCGCCAGCUCUCAGCAGUUCCAUCAGAUGUCCAAGGACUUCCAAGGAUGGCUGGAUGAGAGGAUGCAGGAGCAGUCUAAACCCUGCCCAGUUUCUGCAAAAGUGGAAGCUCUGCAGCAGAGUCUCAAGGAGCAAGAGUCCUUCCAGAAAGUGCUGAGGGAACAGGAGGUGCCCUAUGAAACUAUUGUCAAGGAAGGCGAGGCUCUCUUGCAGAAUACAGAAGGGGCAGAGAAAGUGGCAUUGCAGGGACAGCUCUCUGCACUGAGGUCCAACUGGGAGGAGGUUAGGAAGAGCUCCACUGAUAGCAUGGAAAAGCUUCAGACAGCCCUGCAGAGGGCCGAAAAGUAUGUUGAGCAUGUGGAGAAGCUGAGCUCCUGGAUCGAAGAGAGCGAGGCCAACAUUGACAGAGUGAAUCUCAGCAUUGACCCAGCAGAAGUUGAGAUCUCCUCCUCACGGGUGAAGGACAUCCAGAAAGACCUGGACAAGCAUCGAGUCCUGGUGGAGAUGAUGAACAAUGCCGCUGAUAGCCUGUUGGAAGUGGCGAAAGCUGAUACCGAGGUUGUCAGGAAUGAGAAGGCCUCCAUCAACCAGAGGAUAGAGAGCAUGACUGAGAAGUUGCAAGAGAAGAAGGAGUCUUUGGAUAAGAUUUGCCAGAGACUGAAGGAGUUCAAUGAGACCCAUAAGGAGGCCAAGGGUCAGCUUGCUGGUGCUAGAAAGCAACUGGAGACUCAUGAAACCUUGGGCACCCAGGCUUAUAGCAACAAAAACCUUACUAAUAUGAAAGCCCAGCAGAAAGCACUAUCUGGAGUUCAAACACAAGUUGACCAGUUGAAGAGUCUGGCUCAGGGUCUGGUGGUUGAUGUCCCAGAUGCUGAGGGAGUGACUGACCUCCUGUUGCAGGCCGACAGCCUGGAGAAGGAGUACAGCUCUGUCAGCAAGGAGAUGGAGGAGAAAUGUUCGUCCCUGGAAGGAAAAUUGCAAGGCAUCGGACAGUUUCAGAACAGCAUCCGGGAGAUGUUUGCUCGGUUUGCAGACCUGGAUGAUGAGUUGGAUGGAAUGGCAGCUGUGGGUCGAGAUCUAGAUACCUUGCGCUCGCAGAAGGAUGACAUCAAGAGCUUCGUUGCCAAACUCCGUGAACUGACGACAAAUACUGCCAACGCUAGCGAUAGCUGCAAGAAGAUGCUGGAGAAUGAGGCCUCACCAGAUCUGCAGGGCCUGAAGCGUGACCUGGAAGCCUUGAGCAAGCAGUGCAGCAAACUUAUGGACAGAGCAAAGGGUCGGGAGGACCAGGUGGAGAGCACCCUCACCCGUGUGGAAGAGUUGUACCACAAACUACAGCAGUUUGCAGAGAAGCUGGGCAAGGCUGAGAGGCAGGAGGAGUCCCAGGAGCCAGUCGGCAUGGAGAUUGAGGUCAUCAACCAUCAGCUGAACGCAUUUAAGGUCUUUCAGAAAGAUGAAAUCGAGCCGCUACAGGCCAGCCUGCAGGACCUCAACAGCCUUGGUCAGGGUCUCAUCCAGAGUGCUGCCAAGAACACCAGCACACAGAGCCUUGAGCAGGACCUGGAGGAUGUCAACACCAGAUGGAAUACCCUGAACAAAAAGGUCGCCGAGAGGUCGGCCAAGCUGCACGAAGCCCUGUUGCAUUGUGGGAGGUUCCAGGAUGCCCUGGAAUCCCUGCUCAGUUGGCUGACAGACACGGAGGAGCUGGUGGGCAACCAGAGGCCCCCCUCGGCAGAAUUCAAAGUAGUGAAAGCGCAAAUUCAGGAGCAGAAACUUCUACAGCGGCUGUUGGACGACCGCAGGCCUACGGUGGAGCUGAUUAAACAGGAAGGCGGGAAGGUGUCUGACCUCGCAGAGCCUGCAGACAAGGAGAAGAUCAUUAAGGAGAUAGACAGCCUAGGCCAGAGAUGGGACGCUCUUCUCAAGAAAGCAGAAGCCAGGCACAAACAGCUCGAAGGCAUCCUGGUGGUGGCGCAGCAGUUCCACGAGACCUUGGAGCCCCUGGUCGAGUGGCUGAGUGCCACCGAAAAACGUCUGGCCAACUCCGAGCCUGUCGGAACCCAGACCAAGAAACUGGAGGAGCAAAUUUCCCAGCACAAGGCUUUAGAGGAGGAGAUUAUGAGUCACAGUAAAAACCUGCACCAGGCGAUCAGUCUUGGUCAGAUGCUCAGAACAAUGAGCUCCGCAGACGACAAGGAGCUGGUCCAGGCCAAGCUGGAUACGGCUCAGACGAACCACAUUGAGCUGCAGGAGAGGUGCCGGCGCAGGGCUGAGAUGCUGCAGCAGGCCUUGUCUAAUGCUCAUCUCUUCGGGGAGGACGAGGUGGCUCUCAUGACCUGGCUCAGCGAAGUGCACGACCGACUGAGCCAAGUGUCCGUCCAGGACUACAGAGCAGAAGUGCUCGAAAAGCAGGCGGCAGAGCAGCUGGCGCUUCACGAGGACAUUGAGCUCCGAAGACAGAAUGUUGACCAAGCAAUUUCUAAAGGAUUGGAGCUGCUGAAACAAACAACAGGCGAUGAAGUUCUAGUCAUUCAAGGGAAGCUAGAAGGAAUCAAGACAAGGUAUGCAGAGAUCAAUGCAAUGAGCAGCAAUGUGUCCAAGACCCUGGAUCAGGCACUGUCCCUGGCUGUGAAGUUGCAACACACCCAUGAAGACCUGACCCUCUGGCUGGACAAAGUAGAAGCUGAACUUGAGGCAUUUGGAGCCCAGACCAUGGUAGGAGAGCAGCUCGCCCAAGCCCAAGACAGACAGAAGGAGUUGCUCCAGGAGGCCAAAGAUCACAAAUCGCAGCUGGACGCCCUGAACGAGGUGAGCAGCGCCCUUCUGGAGCUGGUGCCUUGGCGGGCACGCGAGGGACUAGACAAACUGGUGACGGAGGACAACGAGCGCUACAGGCAGGCCAGCGACACCGUCGGGCAGCACGUGGACCAGAUCGACGCUGCCAUCCUGAAGUCGCAGCAGUUUGAGCAGGCGGCCAACAAUGAGCUUGCCUGGCUUACUGAAGCUGAGAGGAAGUUGGCGUCGCUGGAAGAGAUUCGGCUCGAGCAAGACCAGACCACGGCUCAGCUGCAGGCGCAGAAGACCUUCUCAAUGGAUAUCCUGAGGCACAAGGAUGCUGUCGACGACAUCGUGAAAACGGGCGAGGCCAUCAUGAGCACCAAGGAUGAAGAAGAGAAGCAGCCUUUACGGGACAAGAUCCAGGCUCUGAUGGAGAAGUACAAUGCUGUGAGUCAGUUGAACUCGGAGCGCUGCCUUCAGCUGGAGCGCGCCCAGUCGCUGGCCAGCCAGUUCUGGGAGACCUACGAGGAGCUGUGGCCUUGGCUCCAGGAGACUCGCGCCAGCUUCGACCAGCUGCCCAUGCCUGCCAUCGAGUACGAGGCCCUCAAGCAGCAGCAGGAGGAGCUGAGGCAAAUGCGGGAGCUGAUCGCCGAGCACAAGCCGCACAUCGACAAGAUGAACAAGACGGGGCCGCAGCUGCUUGAGCUCAGUCCUGUGGAGGGGCAGUCCAUCUUGGAGAAGUACUCUGCUGCCGACAUGCAGUACACCCAGCUGAAGGCUGACGUCAAGCAGAGGGCAUCUGCACUGGAUGAGGCCAUCUCCAAAUCCACCCAGUUCCACGACAAGAUCGACCCCAUGCUGGAGUCCCUGGAGCGAAUCGUGGAGCGGCUCCGCCAGCCUCCCUCCAUCUCUGUAGAGGUGGAGAAGAUCAAGGAGCAAAUUGCGGAGAACAAGGCUGUGUCUGUGGACCUGGAGAAGCUCCAGCCAGCCUACGAGACCCUGAAGCAGCGUGGGGAGGAGAUGAUCGCCCGCUCUGAGGGGGCAGACAAGGACAUAUCCGCUAAAGCUGUGCAAGACAAGCUGGACCAGAUGGUGUUCAUCUGGAAUGACAUCCAGGCACUGCUGGAGGAAAGGGAAGCUAAGCUCCUGGAUGUGAUGGAUUUGGCUGAGAAGUUCUGGUGUGACCACUGCGCCCUCAUCGUCACCAUAAAGGACACCCAGGACCUUCUGAAGGAUCUUGAGGAGCCUGGCGUUGAUCCCUCGGUGGUAAAGCAGCAGCAAGAGUCUGUGGAGAGCUUCAAGGAAGAUAUAGAUGGACUCCAGGACGAAUUGGAUGUGGUUCACAACCUAGGGGCAGAGCUCAUGGCUGCUUGUGGGGAGCCGGACAAGCCUGUCAUCAAAAAGAGCAUCGAUGAGGUAAACUUGGCCUGGGAGAACCUGAACAAGAGCUGGAAGGAGAGGGUUGAUCGGCUUGAUGAGGCCAUGCAGACAGCAGUCCAGUUUCAGGACAGCCUUCAGGGCAUGUUUGACUGGGUGGACAUCAUCGAGGGCAAACUGGACUCAAUGCCGCCUGUGGGGACUGACCUGGAGACGGUGAAGCAGCAGAUUGAGGAGCUGAAGGAGUUCAAGAGUGAAGCCUACCAGCUGCAGAUUGAGAUGGAGAGACUCAACCACCAGGCCAGCCUUCUGUUGAAGAAGGUCGCAGAGGAAGUGGACCGAUGUGCCAUCCAGGAGCCCAUGACGGAACUCAAAAUGCUGUGGGACAACCUGGAUGACAAGAUUAUAAACAGACAGCACAAGCUGGAGGGCGCUCUUCUGGCCCUCGGACAGUUCCAGCACGCACUGGACGAACUUCUGACGUGGCUGACCCACACAGAGGAGCUGCUCAGCGAGCAGAAGAAGACCAGUGGGGACCCCAAAGCCAUCGAGAUUGAGCUUGCCAAGCAUCACGUGCUGCAGAAUGACGUUUUGGCUCACAAGUCCACUGUGGAAGCUGUCAAUAAGGCUGGCAAUGACUUGAUGGAGUCCAGCGCUGGGGAGGAGGCCAGCAGUCUUCAGAGCAAGCUGGAGAACCUCAACCAGCGCUGGAAGGCCAUCCUGGAGAAGACAGAGCAGAGGAGACUACAUCUGGACAAGGCCUUGCUCCAGGCCCAAGGUUUCCACGGCGAGAUUGAAGACAUGCAACAGUGGCUGAAAGACACGGAGCGUCAGCUGUUAGCAUCAAAGGCAGUUGGAGGUUUACCAGAAACGGCCCGGGAGCAGCUUAAUGCCCAUCUGGAGCUUUGCAGUGCUCUGGAGGCCAAGGAGGAGCUGUACCAGCAGCUCUUGCAGAAGGGCCAGCAACUCCUCACCAUGGUCCACGAAGGCCAGGACAUCAACACUGAACAGGACCUCCGCAACCUACAGGAGAAGUGGGAGUCUGUGCAGACUAAAAUAGCGGAGAGGAAGACCAAACUGGAGGAGGCCCUGGCACUCGCCCUGGAGUUCCACAACUCCCUGCAGGAGUUCAUCAACUGGCUGACUCAAGCGGAACAGAGCCUGACCAUGGCCUCCCCCGCGUCCCUCAUCCUAGAGACCAUCAUGUUCCAGAUCGACGAGCACAAGGUUUUUGUGACGGAGGUGAACGCCCACCGUGAGCAGAUUAUCGAGCUGGACAAGACGGGUACGCACCUCAAGUACUUCAGCCAGAAGCAAGAUGUGGUGCUGAUAAAGAACCUGCUAAUCAGUGUGCAGAGCCGCUGGGAAAAGGUGGUGCAGAGGUCCGUGGAGAGGGGCCGUCUACUGGAUGAUGCCAGGAAGCGGGCCAAGCAGUUCCAUGAAACCUGGAACAAACUCACAGAAUGGCUGGAGGAAUCGGAGAAGGCCUUGGACUCUGAACUGGAGAUUGCCAAUGAUCCAGACAAGAUCAAGAUGCAGUUGGCCCAACACAAGGAGUUCCAGAAAGCUCUGGGGAGCAAGCACUCGGUGUAUGACACUACGAUCCGCACGGGCCGAGCGCUCAAAGACAAGACGUCGCUGCAGGACGACACCCAGAAGCUGGACGACAUGCUGAGCGAGCUGCGGGACAAGUGGGACACGGUGUGCGGCAAGUCCGUGGAAAGGCAAAACAAGCUGGAGGAGGCCUUGCUCUUCUCGGGCCAGUUCACGGACGCCCUGCAGGCGCUCAUCGACUGGCUGUACAAGGUGGAGCCCCAGCUGGCCGAAGACCAGCCAGUCCAUGGGGACAUUGACCUGGUGCUGAACCUCAUCGACAGCCACAAGGUCUUCCAGAAGGAGCUGGGCAAGCGAACGGGCAGCGUGCAGGCUCUGAAGCGCUCGGCCCGCGAGCUCAUCGAAAAUAGCCAUGACGACUCCUCGUGGGUCAAGGUUCAGAUGCAGGAGCUGAGCACACGCUGGGAGACGGUGUGCGCCCUCUCUGUGUCCAAGCAGGCGCGGCUGGAGCAGGCACUGUGCCAGGCAGAGGAGUUCCACUCCACGGUCCACAUCCUGCUGGAGUGGCUGGCCGAGGCCGAGCAGAGCCUGCGUUUCCAUGGCGCCCUGCCCGACGACGAGGAUGCCCUCCGUGCUCUUAUUGACCAGCAUAAGGAGUUCAUGAAGAAGCUCGAGGAGAAGCGUGUGGCUCUGACCAAAGCUACUAGCAUGGGUGAAGCCAUCCUGGCCAUAUGCCACCCGGACUCCAUCACCACCAUCAAGCACUGGAAUACCAUUAUUAAAGCACGAUUUGAGGAGGUCCAGGCUUGGGCAAGGCAGCACCAGCAGAGGUUAAGCAGCGCCCUGAGUGAGCUACUUGCCACCCAGGAGUUGUUGGAGAAGCUACUAGGCUGGCUGCAGUGGGCCGAGACCACCUUGAACGAGAAGGACAAGGAGCCCCUGCCUCAAGAGAUCGAGGAGGUCAAGGCGCUCAUCGCCGAGCACCAGACUUUCAUGGAAGAAAUGACUAGGAAACAGCCAGAUGUUGAUAAAGUCACCAAGACUCACAAAAGGAAGGCGGAAACCCCAAUGCAGUCCCAAAUCCCUGUCCUGGACAAAAGUCGAACUGGAAGAAAGCGUUCACCCACGCAAGGAAUGUACCCAUCAGCAUCCCAGGCCCAAAUUGAGACCAAGAACCCCAGAGUCAAUCUCUUGGUCAGCAAAUGGCAACAAGUGUGGCUGCUGGCCCUGGACCGCCGAAGGAAGCUCAAUGAUGCAAUGGACAGACUGGAGGAGUUGAAGGAGUUUGCCAACUUUGACUUUGACGUUUGGCGGAAGCGAUACAUGCGCUGGAUGAAUCACAAGAAAUCUCGUGUGAUGGACUUCUUCCGCCGCAUCGACAAGGACCAGGAUGGCAAGGUCACGAGGCAGGAAUUCAUUGAUGGCAUCCUUUCCUCCAAGUUCCCCACCAGCCGGUUGGAAAUGAGCGCUGUGGCAGACAUCUUUGACCGAGACGGAGACGGCUACAUUGAUUACUACGAGUUCGUGGCCGCCCUUCACCCCAACAAGGACGCAUACAAACCUCUCACCGAUGCAGACAAAAUUGAGGAUGAGGUUACACGACAAGUGGCAAAGUGUAAAUGUCCGAAGCGAUUCCAAGUGGAGCAAAUCGGAGCCAACAAAUACCGGUUCUACCUUGGAAAUCAGUUCGGAGACUCUCAGCAGCUGCGUCUGGUGCGGAUCCUCCGCAGCACGGUCAUGGUUCGAGUGGGAGGCGGUUGGAUGGCGCUGGACGAGUUCCUGGUGAAGAACGACCCGUGUCGAGUUCAUCACCACGGGAGUAAAAUGUUGCGCUCGGAAUCAAACUCUUCAAUUACUCAGUCUCCUAUAGGUUGGCAACUCUCACACUUUCUCUCCUUGCUCCAUCCCGGUGCUAAAGGCAGGACGAACAUGGAGCUCCGAGAGAAAUUCAUUCUCCCGGAGGGCCCCACGCAGGUGAUGGCGAGCUUCCGGUACAGGGGUCGGAGGUCACGGCCUUCUUCCAGAGCAGCCUCUCCGAACAGGUCCAACUCUAGUCAAAGUUGUCCUGUGCAGCCAAACCCUGUUGUGACAGGCACUCCCAAGACUCCCCAACAUUUAACCCGCAAUUAUGAUAAACCGUGGCUGACAAACAGCAAAUGCUCCACGCCUCUUAAAUCCUCCGACUCCUUUGAGAGCCAAGGUUCAUCUACAGAGAGCACGCCCAUACAGGGCAGCAAGCUACGGCUUCCCGGCUAUUUGUCGGGGAAAGGAUUUCAGUCCGGGGAGGAGGGGACCUUGAUCGCCGCUGCUGUGACGAAGGCGAGAUCGCAGGCGAUAGAUUUGAAAAAGACACCCAGUCGACCAGGAAGCAAAGCCGGCAGCCGAGGGAGCAGCAGAAGGGGAAGCGACGCUUCAGAUUUCGACAUCUCCGACAUCCAGUCGGUCUGCUCCGACAUGUCCGAGACUGUGGCCGACUCCGGCCGACCGGGGCCCCGUGGUGGCCCCCGCCCCCACGCGGGAAAGCCCUCCAAAAUCCCGACACCGCAAAGGCGAUCGCCUGCUGCUAGCAAGCUGGCCAAGACCUCCAGGAGAUAGUCUGGAUCUGGAGGACCCCGUGGUGGGAAGGAAAGGGCAUUCGGCCCAUCUACACAGACACGCUGCACAAUACUACAUGUGCGUUGAUUACUUCAAAAACAACAAAAAAAAAAACUGCAAGAUGUAAAAUAUCAUUGAGGAAAAAGAUUGUUUAAUAUUGAGCGAGAUUGGAAUGCUAAUGGCCUUGUGUAUUUGUCUUGUAUUUUAUUUUAUGUGAAUAAUGUUAUGUCAAAUUAUAAUUAUUAUUAUUAUUUUAUUGAUGCCAUACCUGGAAAGGUUAGCAAAAUUUAAAAAAAUGAAAAAAAAAAAAAAACGAAAACGAAAGACUGUUGUAAGGCAAACUAACAAUUUUACACACGUAAGUAACGGUAAACACUAUAUUUAUUGCUCUGGAGCGUUGCUGAAUGUACAGUACUUUCCUGGAAGCGAACCUGCACACCAAGUACAGCACAGGGCCGUACUCAAGAGUGGACAAAGCAGUUAUUGAAAUCUAUUUAACAUGCAAAUACGAGCUACCAAAAUGCAUUACAAGGGCAAUACAGUACACCUUACGCGAAACACCAUGUGAUUUUUAGCCUAAUGUUAACGUGAUGAUAAGGAACUCGUGCUCCAAUACGGGGGCCUUGAGCACCUAUUUACCUGCGCCUGCCAUUUGUGUUCUGUUUGACUCCCCUUACAGCAUUGUGUGCCAUUUUACUUUCUUUCAAAAAAAAAGGCAACGUUGUGGCUCUAACUAGUAGACUUUAUUAAGUGCAUUUGAGUCAAUGUGUGGUUCAUUUUGCUAUGAUGGACAGAAACACUGUAACCCUUUUGUAAUAAAUCUGCUUGCGGAAAGCUACCACAGUACAACACAUUUCACUUUCUUCCAUCA